This is a messenger RNA of Rotaria sordida, 2460 nucleotides long. NCBI's taxonomy places the organism in Eukaryota, Metazoa, Rotifera, Eurotatoria, Philodinida, Philodinidae. The record is from the annotation of a GenBank genome assembly.
AUGAAUCGUAUUCUUAUGGUUAUACGUUAUCGAAAAGCAACACAUAUUGGUUUAAGAAUAUUUAAAAUUAUUACUAUUAAUCAAUUUGACAAAUUGGAUAAUCUAAACAAUAUAUGGAUAUUCAUCGAAGAAGACAAAUGUAAUGAAAGACAACAAAUAAAACAAUCAAAUGUAAAACAACGUCGACGAUAUGCAAGCAGUUCCAAUAACAAUAAUAAAAAUAUAACUACUUCAUUAGUUACUUCAUUUCUUCAAUAUUUACGUAGUGAACUAAGAGCAACAACGAAUGAAAAUAAUAAUGAUUAUCAAAGAAUUCAAGAAAAGAAAGCAUCUGAAACCAACAAUUGUUUAUCUCAAAGAUUUUAUUUAUCAAAUAAUUUUUCUCGUCAACAAUAUCCAAUUCAAAUGUCAACAUCGUCAUCGUCAUCAACUGCUUCUUCUCAAUCAUUAAUUAAUAAUUCGAAAAAAUUAUCAAAUAAAAAUUUAUUAAAAAAUACAUUUGAUAAUAAUUCUACUAAUGAUGAUAAUGAAAUAUUAACAUUAAUUAAUUUACUUAUUUUACGUAUUGAAUGUUUACCUAAUGAUAAUACAUUAAUUACUGAGAAAAAAAAUAACGAACAAACUUCAAAAAUUAAAGAAAUUGAUCAAAAUUUAAUUGAAUAUCUUUAUUAUCUAUUUAAUAAAUUUAUCAAUGAAGAUAUUGAUUCAAAUACACCUAUGGUAAAUAAAACAAACUUUGUUAAUAUUUGCCAAACAGUAGUACGUAGUGGUUCUUUAAAUAUGUCAUCAACAACAUCUCCUGAUCAAUCUUUUUCGGAAUCUACUUUUACAAAUGAUAGUGAUCAAACACUAAUUCAAACGUCUGUACGUGAGUAUACAGCAGAUAUAAAUGAUAUAGCAGUAAACAAUUCAUCGUUGAAUGAACAAAUUUCAUCUGCAUCCAUGAAUGAUCAAGAAGCUUGGCUUAUUGUUGAUUUAGAAGAAAUUAAAGCAGAACGUUCAACAACAAAUUUUGAUGAAUCAAAAUGUUUAUUAUCAUCACCAACCUGCGAUGAUCAUUUAUUACCACCAAAUGAAAAUUACUUUUCCAUUGAAGAGAUAAAAUUCUCUGAAUCUGAAUCAUCACAUAGUAAUUAUUACUCGCCUGAUUCAUCAUUAGAUGAUUUAGAAAAUAUGUCACAUGAAAUUAUUGAAAUAAAUAAUAACAAUAAUAAUAAUAUAUUAUUGAAAGAAGAAGGAUCAUCAUCAUCAUCAUCAUCAUCAUCAAAUGAACAUGCUUCAAAUAAUACUAAUGUCAUUAUAGAAGUAAAAGAUACUACAAGCAAUGACAACAUUUGUACAGGAUUAACUAAUGAUUGUAGUACUAAUAAUAGUAGUAUUGAUAGUAAGGAACAAGUAGCAUCAUCAAUAAUGGAGACAAAUGAACAGAUGACAAUGAAUCUAAAUGAUAAAACGUCCCGACGUGAACGAAAAAUGCAAGAACGUUGGACAAUAACAACUAAAAAUAAUAAAAAUACAAAUGAACAAUUACCAACAAAAGCUUUUUUAGGUGUAGAAUUUCCACCAAUAGCUGUACUUAGACGAAAAUUUUCAUCAUCACCACCAUCAAAAUUAAAUACAAUACCAUUAAAAAAAAAAGAUUAUUCAACUGUAAAAACAAAAGUAUUAUUAAAUAAAAAUGAAAUAAAUAAUUCUUUACAAGAUAAUAUUAAUAAAACAAAUGAACAUAUUUCAUCAACACCAUUAAAUCGGUCAAUGUCAUUACAAAAUCAGGAGAUUAACACAUCAACAACAACAAACAUAGUGGACAAAACAAAACAUGAUCAUCAAGUGCUUGAUUUACAAUCGAAUGAUACUUCGUCACUACUAAUUUGUAAUGAUAGUAAAACUAAUGAUGAUAUACAACAAUCAUCAACAAUUAUAUCAAAUUUAUUAACAGAUGAAAAAAUUCUUAAUGAAAAUAUGAAAAUCGAAACAAAACAAGAUUUAAUUGAAUUUGACAACGAAAUUACUACAAAUAUUAAUCAUAAUUUAGAUCAGCAUGAACAAACAAAUAUAAAUAAUAAUAAUAAUUCAAUUAUGAUAUCUGAUUCAAUUCAUACAAAUUCACCUUCAUCGUCUUCUUCGUUAUUAUUAAUGUCUUCUUCUUCUUCUUCUUCGUUAACAACACCUACAAAUGAAGAAAAACUUAUUGAACUUUUACCAAAUGAAAUAGAAGAAGGAAAAAAAGAAGAAGAAUAUUUUGACGGCGGCGACGACAAUGUUCAUGUAGAGAAAAAGAACAACUUCAAUGUCGAACACAACUCCUACCAUACAUCGGGAAUAAUAUUCAUAAACGAUGAACCAACACAAGCAGGCUUGUUAGAACAAGAAAAAAAAGAAAAAAAACGAAGAAGAAAAAGAAAAAGAACAGCCACUACUAACAUUAGAGCAAUGCAACCAUCAACAUUUUCAAGGUGA